Messenger RNA from Plasmodium malariae, 165 nucleotides. RefSeq names its product translation machinery-associated protein 7, putative (gene TMA7). The record is from RefSeq and is a predicted model, not a curated record. Lineage: Eukaryota; Apicomplexa; Aconoidasida; Haemosporida; Plasmodiidae. The transcript is spliced from 3 exons. The coding region runs from base 1 to 165 and encodes 54 amino acids.
AUGCCAUUAAAUGUACAGGGAGGAAAAAAAAAACCUCUAAAAGCUGCGAAAAAGGGAGUAGUUGAAAUGACGGAGGAAGAUAAAGCUUUUAAAAAGGAAAUGGCAGAAAAGAAAAAAGCCGAGGAGGAAGCCAAGAAGAAGCUCUUGAAUGCAAAGAAAAAAUAG